Synchytrium microbalum is the source of this 795-nucleotide messenger RNA. RefSeq lists its product as uncharacterized. Gene Ontology annotation, biological process: intracellular manganese ion homeostasis. The record is from RefSeq and is a predicted model, not a curated record. Gene Ontology annotation, cellular component: fungal-type vacuole membrane. The transcript has 7 exons. NCBI's taxonomy places the organism in Eukaryota, Fungi, Chytridiomycota, Chytridiomycetes, Synchytriales, Synchytriaceae. Gene Ontology annotation, molecular function: iron ion transmembrane transporter activity; manganese ion transmembrane transporter activity. Bases 1 to 795 code for a protein of 264 amino acids.
AUGACUUCGCCAACAGCAUCAACGAUUGUUGGAACGCCAACACCAAACCUGCCUACUGGCGGUGGAAAGGAGCCAAUAAGUAGACGAUCAUCAAGCUCCAAUAACUCUCAUGUCGAACCUCAUUUCGGAGCUGCCGAAGUUGUCCGAGACAUCAUCAUCGGACUUUCUGAUGGGCUCACAGUGCCGUUCGCUUUGGCUGCUGGUUUGUCUUCUCUCAACAAUACCCAUCUCGUUGUUACUGCUGGAUUUGCUGAAAUCGUUGCUGGCUCCAUCUCUAUGGGAUUGGGAGGUUUCCUCGCCGGAAGGACAGAGAUUGAUCAUUACAAUUCAGAACGAGCUCGUGAAGUUCGUGAAGUCGAAACUGUGCCUGAGCGAGAAGAAGAAGAGAUUUACGAAAUCUUUGAACCUUACGGAGUCACGAAAACAUCCUUGCAACCCAUGAUGUAUAUGCUCAAACAAGACAAGGAACGAUGGGUUGACUUCAUGAUGAAGUUUGAACUGGCACUUGAAAAGCCAGAUAUCAGUCGAUCAUAUAUCGCUGCUCUCACUAUUGGAGUUUCCUACUUUAUUGGUGGUCUGGUCCCACUCUUCCCAUAUAUCUUCAUGUCAUCUACUACUGAAGCCCUGUAUGUUUCCAUGGCUGUCACGAUUGCCGCAUUGUUCAUAUUCGGAUAUGUGAAAUCUCGAAUUCUUGGUGUGCCUGCUUUCAUGGGCGCUAUUCAAAUGGCCGUUAUCGGAGCGUGUGCUGCUGGUGCCGCUUUUGGUAUUGCAAGGGCCAUACCUAAUACGCAGUAG